Messenger RNA from Humulus lupulus (European hop), 2259 nucleotides. Its product is annotated as pentatricopeptide repeat-containing protein At3g62470, mitochondrial-like. Lineage: Eukaryota; Viridiplantae; Streptophyta; Magnoliopsida; Rosales; Cannabaceae. Gene Ontology annotation, molecular function: protein binding. The transcript has a single exon. The record is from RefSeq and is a predicted model, not a curated record. The coding region runs from base 152 to 2122 and encodes 656 amino acids.
UUUUCAGGACCAACCAAUCAACCCUAAAAGAUUUUACCUAUGGCUGUUCCGGAGUGCUCUUUCCUAUUCUAUUUUACGAACUCAUCGAUCUUCAUUGAAUCAAACCACAAAGGAGUUUGAACUUUUUCUUUGCUAUAUUCAUGGCGGCUCAAUGUCGUUUCUUAUAAGAAAUCCCACCCAGUUCUCACUCUUCCUCAGCCGUUUUCCGCCCUCUCAACCCAUCUCGUCGUUCCCAGAUGACCACCUUCGCCGAUGCUCCUCCACCAAGCUAUGCUCUGUCGACAAUGGACACAGAACGAGACCACAAAGACGACGCCGUCGAGGACAAGUCGAGUUUCCUUGUGGUAGCUCUCUGUCCCUGCUUGGUCUGUUUCAUUCUUCUCGUUUUUAUAAUUUUUAUCGUUCUUAUCGUCAAAUUCCAUUUCCUUUGCCACACCCCGCUUCAUUCUCUACUCUACAAGAAAAAAUGUUGAUACCCAUUUGGAAAAUCUCAUAUAGGAGACCUUUUCCGAUGGUUUAUAGUAGUUUAAGGGAGAAUUUGGUCGAUUUUGAUUAUAGCUACAGGGGAUUUUCUAAUGUUUGUGGUAGUGAAGCUGGGGAUGAUUCUCGGGCUGAUGUUGAGCAUUUUGAUGAUGGUGAUGAGAUGGAUGAGAAUGAGGACGUUUUGGUUGAAUCGGGUGCGGAUCCUAAGGAAGUUGAUUGUGUCUGCAAGGUGAUCGACGAAUUGUUUGAACUAGAUCGGAAUAUGGAAGCGGUUCUUGAUGAGCGUGGGGUUUGUUUGUCACAUGAUUUGGUUGUAGAUGUGUUGGAACGGUUUAAACAUGCCCGGAAGCCGGCGUUUAGAUUCUUUUCCUGGGCUGGGUGCAAGCCAGAAUUUGCCCAUGAUUCGAGGACUUAUAAUGCAAUGAUGAAUAUACUGGGGAAGACUAGACAGUUUGAGACUAUGGUGUCUAUGCUGGAAGAAAUGGGAGGGAAAGGAUUGUUAACAAUGGAGACUUUUAUGAUUGCCAUUAAGGCUUUUGCCUCUGCUAAGGAGAGGAAAAAGGCGGUUGGGAUGUUCGAGUUGAUGAAGAAGUACAAGUUUAAAGUUGGAGUGAACACUAUUAAUUGCUUGCUUGAUACACUCGGAAGAGCCAAGCUUGGAAAAGAAGCACAGGCACUUUUUGAGAAAUUGAAAGGGAGGUUUACUCCAAAUUUACAUACUUAUACCGUACUGCUUAAUGGAUGGUGCAGGCUGAAGAAUUUAAUAGAGGCCGGAAGGUUGUGGAAUGCGAUGAUUGAUCUGGGUUUUAAGCCUGAUAUUGUUGCUCAUAAUGUCAUGCUAGAGGGGCUGUUGAGAAGUAGGAAGAGGUCUGAUGCAAUCAAGUUGUUUGAGGUCAUGAAGGCCAAGGGCCCUAGGCCUAACGUGAGGAGCUAUACAAUUUUGAUUCGGGAAUUUAGCAAGCAAGGAAAGAUGAGGGAAGCAGUUGCAUAUUUUGAUGAUUUGAUUGAAUCUGAAAGCCAGCCUGAUACUGCUGUCUACACAUGCUUGAUUACAGGAUUUGGAAAUCUGAAAAAUAUGGACAUGGUCUAUGAAUUGUUGAAAGAGAUGAAGGAGAAAGGUUGCACACCUGAUGGAAGAUUCUACAAUGCCUUGAUCAAAUUGAUGACCAGCCGGAAAAUGCCCGAUGAUGCAGUGGGGGUAUACAAGAGAAUGGUACAGAGUGGUAUUAAACCAUCAAUUCACACUUAUAACAUGAUUAUGAAGUCUUAUUUUAUAACAAGAAAUUUCGAAAUGGGUCAAUCUGUGUGGGAUGAGAUGAUUCAAAAGGGGUUUUGCCCUGAUUGUAAUUCCUAUACUGUUUUCAUUGGAGGGUUUAUAAGACAGGGAAGAUCUGGAGAGGCAUGUAAAUAUUUGGAAGAAAUGUUAGAAAAAGGAAUGAAAGCUCCUCAGCUCGAUUACAACAAGUUUGCGGCCGAUUUCUCAAGAGCAGGGAAGCCUGACAUACUUGAAGAAUUGGCUCAGAAAAUGAAGUUCGCAGGCAAGUUUGAAGUUUCAAAUGUGCUUGCAAGGUGGGCUGAGAUGAUGAGGAAAAGGGUUAAGAGAAGAGAUCCUAUUAAAGUUGGUAGCAAGUGUAUCUAAGUUAUUUGUCCGAAGCUAAUGAUUUUUCUCGUUGUAAGCAGAUGAGCAGUAGUUUGAAAGCAGAUUUGUAUACUUUAGAACUUGUGAAAUGUAAACCAUUGCCAAUUUUUUCAAUUAGUAUUUCAAAUUUGUUCCAA